Messenger RNA from Stereum hirsutum FP-91666 SS1, 3248 nucleotides. RefSeq names its product assimilatory sulfite reductase. The transcript has 5 exons. Gene Ontology annotation, molecular function: sulfite reductase (NADPH) activity; flavin adenine dinucleotide binding; FMN binding. The record is from RefSeq and is a predicted model, not a curated record. Gene Ontology annotation, cellular component: cytosol. Bases 8 to 3145 code for a protein of 1045 amino acids. NCBI's taxonomy places the organism in Eukaryota, Fungi, Basidiomycota, Agaricomycetes, Russulales, Stereaceae.
GACGACGAUGGCCAUCGAAAAUCCUACCCCCUCUCCUAAAUCUGAUUUACGAAACGCACAGAAAUCCCUGCACGCUGCGUCGGACAUCGUCGAGCUCAUCUCUUCCCGUUCGGCCACUGCCUCUGCCGUCUUCAUUUAUGACCUCGCAUUGCAGGCAGGCUUCGGCUCCUUGACAGAGUCUUGGUCGCACUCCGAUGACCAGACUGCACCUGUUGUAUCUCUUCAGACCAGGGCAGGUGCUGGUCUUAGCUUGGUCGGCAGGCUUUCUCAGAGCACCAGCAAGGAUGCUGCCAAUGGCUCAGUCCUCACAUCCUACACAACUCCGACUGGGUUGGCGGGCAUGAUUCCAUCGCUCAUGUACCUGCCCGCACCGACGCCCACCAGCAGACUCAUUAUCCAGGUUCCUACCGUCACCCCUGUCGGGGAGAAAUUUGCGCUCUCUUCCACCCUCGCGGCCCUGAACCCGUCGCUCUCUGUUCUUCCGGAGACCUUCACCGUUAUUCUCUCCGCUACCCCUCAAGAAUCCGUCGAUUUAGCUGCGGCUGCCUACAAGCUCCCCACUCAUGCCAUCCAUCUCUUUGACCACCAUAGUUCCGCUCGCGAGCACGGCGAGCUCCAGGUUCCCGCCACACCUGCCAAAGGUGCCGUCGGUGCCAGCGUCCGGGAUGUCCUGUCGGAGGCGGGCUACGAGUUCUUCGACUACAGCGGUGCCGAGGACGCGGAGACUGUUCUAGUCGCGUUGAACGGCCCGCUCUCUUUGGCGGCCAAGGCCAUCGCAAAGCGUACCUCGGGAUUGGGCGUGUUGACCGUUCGCGUUCUUCGCCCGUGGGAUGAGGCUGCUUUCAAGGCAGUCCUCCCCUCUUCGGUCAAGCGCGUCCAUGUUUUGGACGAUGUGGCGAACGGCGGCCAAGGUUUCCUCCACUUUUCCGUCCUCAGUACCCUCUUCGAUCCCAUCAGCACGGGUCCGACCGUCCAUACUCAACCGAUCUCACCGGCCAACGCCUUGGAGUACGUGAACAAGCCCGCAUCUUUCAUCCAAUUCCUCUCCAGCUUCGUCCCUGUGGUCCUUCCAUCCGGGCCUUCGCUGGACGCGCCGAAGACGACAAAGCUCUUGUUCUUCAACUCCCCUGGCGCGGCUCUGUCCAACGUCUCUCAACUUGUGCAGAAUACUUUUGCGGAGGCGUCCUCCAUCUCAGCCCGCCUUCUCACAGAGCACGAUGUCUUCUCUAGAGCAGGUGGCGUUACCGUGGAUCGUAUACUUCUUGCACCAAAGGACAGUGUCGCUGACUUCGUCCCACUACCAACCGCUCUACCCGUCACCCCGGGAAGCGAGGGCGUCUCCAACUUCCUGGCCGUUCUCGACCAUAACUUGCUCAGAUCUCAUUCGGUCCUGGAGCAUGCCAAACCUGGUUCACCCGUUCUAGUCGCUACGUCGUGGACCGCUCCGGAACUGAUCUCCAACCUUCAUUGGGACGUCGUCGCGCUCAUCAAGGAACGAGGGCUUCGUUUCUGCAUCAUUAAUACCAAGGAGGUCGCCACCCAGCUUCUUGGUGAAGGCGCUUCUACAUUCGACAAUUUGCAGAGCGUUGUCGUUCACCUCGCAUUCCUUCGUUUGUACCUCGGUCAAGCGGCUACCCAGGCGGCGGUCGAGAAGGUUGCUCGUACUAUCUACGGAGAGAACGUCCAGACAGUCGACCUGUCAAAGGUCAAUGCCCAUGCUUGGGCUGCUCUUGCUGAAGUUGACUUCUCCACCGCUACUGAAUCCUCCGACGACACGCGCGAGUUGGACUUGAAGAACUUCGAGUUCAACGCCAUCGCUGUCUCUACAGACGAUGGAGACACGAUCGUGAAUGGUGCGAAGCUCGUCUCGUGGCACGAUGCUGCGAAGCAUUUGAUGUUCUCCAAUGCUUUCACUCCUCCUGCUCCUGAUGCUGCCCCAGGCGAGGAGUACCCGCAAAUACCCAACCUUCGCCCCGACCUCCCGGAUCGCACAUAUCUCGUUACUUGCACCGUCAACCGUCGCCUCACUCCAUUGGAAUACGACCGAAACGUUUUCCACCUCGAGUUCGACACCUCCGGUACUGGGCUGAAGUACUCGAUCGGCGAGGCGCUUGGUAUUCACGGAUGGAAUGACGAACAGGAGGUUCUCGACUUCUGCUCUUGGUAUGGCGUCGACCCCAACCGUCUCAUCACCAUCCCUGUCCUUGGCUCAGACACUCAGUACCACACACGUACCGUCUUCCAGGCCAUGCAGCAACAGAUCGACCUCUUCGGCAAACCUCCCAAGUCGUUCUACGCAGAUCUCUCCGAACACGCCGCGCUGAAGACCGACAAGCUCGCCCUGCAGUUCAUCGGUGCUCCCGAGGGCAACUCGACUUUCAAGAAGUUGUCGGAAAAGGACACGGUCACGUUUGCGGAUGUUUUGAAGCGGUAUGCGAGCGCGAGGCCCGGGAUUGAGGUGCUUUGUGAGCUGAUUGGGGAUAUCAAGCCGAGACAUUACAGUAUCGCUAGUGCGCAGAGCGUCGUGGGCGAUCGUGUGGACUUGCUCAUCGUGUCCGUCGACUGGGUGACGCCUUCUGGCUCUCCUCGCUACGGUCAGUGUACUCGUUACCUUUCCGGCCUCAAGAUUGGCCAGAAGGUCACUGUCUCUCUCAAGCCCAGUGUCAUGAAGUUGCCCCCGGAUAACCUGCAACCCCUCAUCAUGGCCGGUCUUGGCACGGGUGCUGCACCCUUCCGCGCCUUCCUCCAACACCGAGCCAUGCUCGUCACCCAAGGCGUUCCCGUCGGCCCCGUAUACUACUAUUUCGGUUCUAGGUACCAGUCGCAGGAAUAUCUCUACGGAGAGGAGCUCGAAGCCUUCAUCGAAGAUGGGGUCAUCACCAAGGCUGGCCUCGCCUUCUCCCGUGACGGCCCGAAGAAAGUUUACAUCCAACACAAGAUGCUCGAAGACGCGGAAGACCUCGCCCGUAUGCUUCGCAAGGAGGAGGGUGUGUUCUACCUCUGUGGUCCUACGUGGCCGGUGCCGGAUGUGUACGAGGCGUUGGUGAACGCUUUGGUGAAGCAUCAUGAUAUGACGGCGGAGACUGCGGGUGAGUUCUUGGAGGGGUUGAAGGAGGAGGAGAGGUAUGUGCUGGAGGUGUACUAGGCUAUAGCGUGUGGUUUGCUAGUUUGUAAAGUUUUGUCGGGAUUUAUCGUUCGUUUUAUCAGUUAUUCUAUGGAUACGCUCUGCGUCUUAUCGAGAGCACUUG